GGGGCCGCCGCGGGCAGCGGGACACACCGGGGCGCACCGGGGCACCGGGACCCCCAGCGGCACCGGCACCGCCACCGGCACCCAGCGGGGCAUCAGAGAUCGGCACCCACCUCACCUCACCUGACCUCACCUGACCCGACCUCACUCGGGCCAGGCCACCGACACAGAGCCGGGCCGGGACACCGGAGAUCGGCACCGGACACCGGCACCCUCAGCCCACCCUCACCAGGCCGGGGGACGCGGGAGCGGCACCCCCGAGCGAUCCCGCAGGGCCGCGCGUUCGCCGGUUCCUUUCGCCGGUUGCUCCCGCGGGCGCUCCCCGCGCUGUCCCGGCCGGGCGCGGUGCCCGGGGCUGUGAGGGGAGCGGGCCCGGCACCGCACGGAGCCAUGGCCAUCGCGGCCGUGCCCGCGGCCGAGGCCCGGCUCUGCGGAAACUGCAAAAAGGAUAUUCCCGCAGUCAACUUCAUCAUCCACGAAAUCCACUGCAGAAGGAACAUUGAAAUAUGCCCCUACUGCAGCGAUUCCAUCCCCAAGUCUGAGAUGAAGAACCACAUUGAGGCUGAACACGUGCAGGUCACCUGCAAGUGCAGGAUGAAGAUGGAAAGCAGCCUCCUCAAGGAUCACCAGGCCUCGUCGUGCCCGCUGCGCCCCGCGCUGUGCCAGUUCUGUGACCUCCAGCUGGCCUUCAACAAGCUGCAGGAGCACGAGCUGUACUGCGGGGCCAGGACCGAGCCGUGCGGGCGCUGCGGCCGCCACGUCCUGCGCCGGGAGCUCCGGGAGCACCCCCGGGCCUGCGGGGAGGCGGCGGCGGCCGAGGGCGGCGGGACAGCGCCGGCACCCGGGAGCGGCGGCGGAGGCGGGAGGAGCCGGCAGGGGGCAGGGGAUGAGCUAGAGAGACCUGAAGUCCUUCAUUCCCAACUUCCUGAGGACUGGAACGCUGAUCUGGACUAUGUGUUGGCUCUCAGCCUGCAAAGUGAGAAUAAUCCUCACCAGAAUCCUGCAGCUGACAUUCCCAGGGAUUUCUGGGAAUACGACUACACCAAAGAGCCUGAACAAUCUGCCCAUCCUGGUGGAAUGGACCUGUCCAACAUCAUCUCCUGUGACUCUCCAGGGUCCUUCAGCACAUCAAACCACAGCAAAAUAGACAAGGAGAUGAUCAUGUUGCCCUGCGAGUUCUGUGAGGAGCUGUGUCCUGCUGAAGAUCUGAUCCUUCACCAGACAGGGUGUAACCCAGCAAGUGCCUUUGCCUCGUUCAGUAAGAGAAGUUCCUCUCCAAAUCCAUGGGAAUACAGCGGUCUGAGGGCUGGGGGCAGCCACAGGGCUGUCCCUGCAGCCCAGCCCCAGGCAGAAGGAGACGUCAUGAUCCCGUGUGAAUUCUGUGGCAUCCAGCUGGAAGAGGAGAUCCUCUUCCAUCACCAGCACCACUGUGACCUGCGCCCUGCCAGCCCCACGGGUGACACCCCGGCUGGGCAGCCGCCACCUCCUCAGCCCCACGGGGACAGCCGGGAAUCGCCGGAGCCGGCGCGGCGACGCCUCCGGCACCAAGGAGAUGUUUCUCCCUGGCACGCAGAAGGCUUUGGGAAGCUGGGGCUGUGCCCUGCUGCGGGGACCAGGCUGAGGACGGAGGUGGCCAAGGCUGGGAAUGUGGCACUGUCCCCUCCGGGGAGAGCUGGGGACGCCCCGGCCCCGCGGGGGAGGCCCGGGAAGGGCAACGGCAGCGAGGGGACACCGAAGGACAGAGGUGACUCUGCAGCUGGGACAGCACCCCGGGCAAGACCUGCUCAGCACUUCCAGGCAGAAACCUUCACUUCCAGCUCCUCCAGGGCCUCUCCAGCCCAGCCGAGCUCCAGCGCCGCCGGAGGGAGGAGCCUGGCGCUGCCGGACGGGCGCGGCCUCCGGCGCCGCAGCUCCAAGGCAAAAGCUCAGAGCCCAGCAGCCGGACACCCCGAGGAGUGAGCGCUGCCUGUGGAGCACGCAGAGCCCGGCCCCGCUCCCAGGCUCUGCACAGGCAAAUUCUGACACCCAGCUUCAGUUUGUAGGCAGUGACCAUUUUCUAAAUCUCUAUUUUUAAUCUGUGAGACCAAACUUCAGGUUUUUAUGUCUCUGAUCGCUUCAAGCAUCAUCCUCAAGGCAUCAAACUGAGUCUCACCUUGGGCCCUGCCUGAGUUCUGUGUCCGUGUGGGCUCCUCGUGCCCUGGGGUGGGAUUUGUGCCACCCCGAGCUCUGGUGUGUCCUGCCCUGGAGUGCUCAGGCAGGUGACACCAGCAGGGAGGUGACACCAGCAGGGGGGUGACACCAGCAGGGAGGUGACACCAGCAGGGAGCAGUCCAUGCUCUGCCCUGUCCCACACAGCAGGGCUGAGGCUUGGGGCUCCAGGGCUGCUCAGCGCUGCAUUUUCAAGUUAAAGCUUCUUGAGUUCCUUGGAAUAAACUUUCUCUGAUGCUGUCCCAAA
Molecule: messenger RNA, 2452 nt
Organism: Prinia subflava (tawny-flanked prinia)
Lineage: Eukaryota; Metazoa; Chordata; Aves; Passeriformes; Cisticolidae
Gene: TRAFD1
Product: TRAF-type zinc finger domain containing 1
Exons: 11
Coding region: 388-1956 (522 amino acids)
Biological process (GO): negative regulation of innate immune response
Cellular component (GO): mitochondrion
Source: RefSeq, a predicted model, not a curated record